AUCCCACUUUUUUCUUACUUUUUUAAUGGCGGUUUGUUUGAAUUUCUGGCGGAGCCGCAGCGACAACAGUUAUAGCGCGCACCAAAUUCGAUACUCGUGCCGGUGAUCUUGAAACCUCUCUUCCACAACCACAUGUGCAUAGAAAUUUGUCACCGCUUGCCCUUCUUUUGGUUUUGAUUCUCACAUUCUUCAUCCUGUUUUGCUUGCCUUUUUGUGAUUGUGGUGUGCUACGCGACUUUCACUGAGUUUGUGCUCUCAUUUGUUUCCAAAUAAUUUCACGGCAUCUGGUCUUUUUUACUGGUUUGUAGUUGCAAGAUUCUUGAGUUUGAUCGUUGAAGCUCUACUCUGUCUGUAAGUUUUGUUCCUUCUGAAAGAGUUUGAACCGGUUUCCUGGUUAUUUUCGAGCUUUCUUACGAUUUGAUGUUUCUGUAAUGCUACUUGGCGUUGAUUUGAAUUUUUAUAGUUUGUUUCUGAUAAUUAUUUUCAGUUUUUUAUUCACUUUCACUCUUUUAAAUCUAAUUCUCUUGAGUGAUUAAUGUUCAAUUGAAACUUUAGGUCGUGUGUGGUUAUCUAAUCCAGUUAGCUGAGAAACUGGGGGAAUUUUGGCAGCGCCUAUGGAGGUCAACGUAGGACAUCUGCAGAAUUUAUCAAUCCGGAUUGAUUCCGGAAUGUUUCUGAGGAAACCGAGUGGUUCGGUCCGAUUUCUUCUCCCAAUUUCUGAACAGCAGAAGCUGCCACCGGUGGUUUCAGCUUUUCAGCAACCUUUGAGACUUUCUAAUCGAUGCAGGACGAUCUCUGCUGGGGCCUCCUGCUAUCGUGAGAAUAUUUCAGGUUUGGCAUUGGAAACUGAAAAUUUUCAUCCUUUUGACAAAGACCUACUUUUAAAGAAUAAGUCACAAGAGGUCCAGCCCCAUCUAAAUGGAAAAUGCAUAUAUCUAGUCGGAAUGAUGGGCAGUGGAAAGACAACCAUAGGCAAGAUUUUAGCAAAAGAAUUGAGUUACGCAUUUUCUGACAGUGAUACAUUGGUGGAGCAAGAAGUUGGUGGAACUUCAGUGGCUGAAAUUUUUAAGCUUUAUGGUGAGGACUUUUUCAGAGACAAGGAGACUGAGGUAUUGAGAAAACUAUCAUCGAUGCACGGGUUUGUGAUUUCCACUGGUGGAGGUAUUGUUGUUCGGCCUAUUAACUGGAAAUAUAUGCAAAACGGGAUUAGCAUCUGGCUGGACGUGCCAUUGGAAGCCUUGGCAAAAAGAAUUGCUGCAGUAGGUACCGACUCACGCCCCCUCUUGCAUAAUGAGUCGGGCAAUGGCUACACAAAGGCUUUCAAACGAUUGUCAAUUCUUCUGGAGGAGAGGGGUGAUGCAUAUACCAACGCCAAUGUCAAAGUUUGUUUAGGAAGUCUUGCAGCCAAACUGGGUUUGUCAGAUGUAUGCAAUCUGACCCCUGAAGAUAUUGCUAUAGAGGCGCUUGUACAAAUCCAGCACUUUGUGGAGCAGGAAGAUGGUUAUUGUACAAGUUAAGACUACUGCAGAUCAUCAUCCGGUGUUUAAAGCCUCCUCUCUUCUUAAAGAAGCAUGGAAUGGCAUUGCUUCUACUCUUGCCAAUUGUAUAACAUGGGAUCAUCAGGUAUGAACAACCACUUGGAAUGGAACGUCGUCGGUGUUUGAAGUGUAUCUAUCAAAAUUUUGAGACAAAUAAAAUCUUCUUUUUUCUUAAUUUCUGGGAUAUAAUGUAUGAUAUUUAUAGUCCAUUGCAUUUGAAAUAAAAAGGCAACUUUUCAAGUUUUAA
Cucurbita pepo subsp. pepo (vegetable marrow) is the source of this 1785-nucleotide messenger RNA. Lineage: Eukaryota; Viridiplantae; Streptophyta; Magnoliopsida; Cucurbitales; Cucurbitaceae. The record is from RefSeq and is a predicted model, not a curated record.